AUGGCCCGUUUCUCCCAACCCAGCACUUAUUCACAAUCUUUGCAGAGUCACAACAUCUCCGCGCGGCAAAUACGGGAUGAUGCAGAGCUGCGACGCCAGCAAGCUGCCGCGCAGGCCCGUGAAAACGGAGCGCAGUUGACUGAAGAGGUCGAAGUUACCGUUGCGGAGUCAAGUGCCACUGGCAGACGACAGACUGGUCGCAAUGGGGCGGGAACCCCAAAGUCAAAACGCAAACAGGACGAGGAGAAGGCAAUCGAAAAGAUCAAGGCUAGCAAAGCCUUCAAGAAGCGUAAGAAGCAUGCUGAUGACGACGAUGACGAUGACGAAAUUGCUCGAGCUAUCUUCGAGUCGCGCCUUGCACCCCUUCCAGGCCAGAUGGAAAAUUGUGCCAUAUGUGAGAAGCGGUUCACAGUUACACCCUAUUCCGUAGCAGGGCCAGAUGGCGGCCUCCUCUGUGCGCCAUGUGGACGGGAGAUCGCAAAGGAACGUCAGGGCACCAAGCCGAAGAAAAAGCCGAGAAAGCAGGCGGGCGGGAUCGGUUCUCGGCGAAGCAUUCAGAGUCGCAUUCUCGACGGUGACGUUGGCACAAAGAGUCUUGCUACCCUAUGUGUGCAGACCCUGGCCAAAAACGUCGACAUGGCUGACAGCUUGGGAGACCUGCCCGAGCACCUGAUUGAUAAGAUUGCUCGUAUUUUUUCCAAGAGACGAUUAUUACGUUCCGAAACGCUUCCUCUGUUUGCACAGCCCACUACAGAGACAAUACAUAUCUACGACGGAGCGAAGCUCGGGAGUCAAGACUUUAUCAGCAUCUUCCAGGUCUGCCCCAAUCUGCGCCGAUUCAAAGCGCGGUCGGCCAUCCAGUUCAAAGAUGAAGUCAUGGACUAUCUCUUGUCUCGUGAGAUCGCACUGGAGAGCUUCUAUCUUCACGGUGCCAACCUUCUCAGCGAACAGAAGUGGCACGGAUUUUUUAGCAGCAAAGGCCAAGCCCUCAAAGGAGUCCAAGUUUACUGCACAGACAAACAUUUCGGUGACGACACCGUCGCCAUUAUGGCAACACAUUGUCCGAAUCUGCGACGCCUAAAGAUAGAGAACAACCAAAAGGUCACCGACAAAGGCGUUGAGGCCAUAGGAAGUCUCUCUUCACUUGAACAUAUCGGCUUGCAACUUCAAAACAGGCCCUCAUCCGCAGCCAUCAAUGCCGCGGUGUCCAAAAUCGGACACAACCUCAAGACGCUCUCCCUUAAAAUCGUCCCCCAAGCUGACGACACUGUUCUCCAAUGCAUUCACGAGAACUGCCACUCUCUGGCCAAGCUUCGUAUCACCGACAGUGAGAAGAUGACGGAUAAAGGGUUCGCGGCCCUCUUCACAGGUUGGAACAACCCGCCUCUCCAGGUCGUCGAUCUCCAAAAAUGCCGAUACAUCGAUGCAAGUCGCCCGCGUGCAAACGAUGAUGGUGUCGGUCUUUGCAGUGAAGGUUUCAAAGCCCUCAUGGCACACUCUGGUCAAAGCCUAGAAGAGCUGAACGUUCAUGCCUGCAGGCACAUUACAAGACAAGCCUUGGAAGAGGUUUUCUCCGAGACUUCAACUUAUCCAGAGUUGAAGAAGCUUGAGAUCAGCUUCUGCGAGGAAGUCACUGAUUUUGUACUGGGGUGUAUCUUCAGGGCUUGCCCUAAGAUCAAGGAGGUAAAUGUCUUUGGGUGUAUGAAGGUCAAGCAGGCCAGAGUCCCUCGCGGGGUCAUUCUCGUGGGUGUACCAAACGCUCAGGGAAUGAUGACGGAGGGUAUGGAUUGA
Molecule: messenger RNA, 1791 nt
Organism: Metarhizium album ARSEF 1941
Lineage: Eukaryota; Fungi; Ascomycota; Sordariomycetes; Hypocreales; Clavicipitaceae
Product: DNA repair protein Rad7, protein
Exons: 1
Coding region: 1-1791 (596 amino acids)
Biological process (GO): SCF-dependent proteasomal ubiquitin-dependent protein catabolic process
Cellular component (GO): SCF ubiquitin ligase complex
Molecular function (GO): protein binding
Source: RefSeq, a predicted model, not a curated record